CUUAGUGGCGCUGCUUCUUUAGGACGAGUGCUGUUUCAAUGAUCAGCAAGAGGGGUCGCUCCGUGUGGUAUUCCACGUUUCUCCCACCACUCCGCCCAAACCAUCGCUGGCCCUUACAGGCGUUCCGAUGAUGGCGGACAGCGCUAGCGAGAGCGACACUGAUGGAGCGGGGAGCACCGCGGCCGCCCCGCAGUCAUCUGCCACCUCUGCGGCUUCCAACAAGCCGGGCAUCGUGAUUUCCCCGUUCCGACUGGAGGAACUGUCGAACCGACUCGCCUCGCUGCAGCAGGAGAACAAAGUGCUGAAAAUCGAGCUAGAGACAUUCAAACUGAAGUGCAAAGCCCUGCAAGAGGAGAACCGGGAUCUGCGUAAAGCUAGCGUCACCAUUCAAGCCAGGGCAGAACAAGAGGAGGAAUUUAUUAGCAACACCCUGUUUAAGAAGAUCCAGGCACUGCAGAAGGAGAAGGAGACUCUGGCUGUCAAUUAUGAAAAAGAAGAGGAAUUCCUCACAAAUGAACUCUCACGAAAACUUAUGCAACUGCAGCACGAAAAGGCGGAGCUGGAACAGCAUUUGGAGCAGGAGCAGGAGUUCCAGGUGAACAAACUAAUGAAGAAGAUCAAGAAGCUGGAGAAUGACACUAUCUCCAAGCAGCUUACCCUGGAGCAGCUAAGGCGUGAGAAGAUUGACCUUGAAAACACGCUGGAACAGGAACAGGAAGCCCUGGUGAACAGGCUGUGGAAGCGGAUGGAUAAACUAGAAGCUGAGAAGAGAAUUCUCCAGGAGAAGCUAGACCAGCCGCUGUCCGCCCCACCGUCUCCCAGGGACAUUUCCAUGGAGAUUGACUCCCCAGAGAACAUGAUGCGACACAUCCGCUUCUUAAAGAACGAGGUGGAGAGGCUUAAGAAGAACCUGAGGAUCACCGAGUUACAGCACACGGAGAAGCGAGCGCAGUACAUCGAGGAGGAGCGGCACAUGCGGGAGGAGAACAUCCGGCUGCAGAGGAAGCUGCAGAGGGAGAUGGAGCGCAGGGAGGCGCUGUGCCGGCAGCUGUCCGAGAGCGAGUCCAGCCUGGAGAUGGACGACGAGAGGUAUUUUAAUGAGAUGUCUGCACAAGGACUCCGCCCACGGACCGUUUCCAGCCCAAUACCAUACACACCGUCUCCAAGUUCCAGCAGGCCCAUAUCACCUGGCCUGUCGUACGCGAGUCACACAGUGGGGUUCACUCCCCCAGCGACCCUGACGAGAGCUGGUAUGUCUUACUACAACACGCCGGGGCUUCACGUGCACGUGGGCACCCCCCAUGGCAUCGCGAGGCCUUCGCCAAGAAGAAGCAACAGUCCUGAUAAAUUCAAACGUCCGACGCCUCCGCCCUCGCCCAAUACACAAUCUGUGGCUCAGCCUCCGCCCCCACCACCCCCGCCCGCACAACCGAUGGUCCUGUCCACAUCCUCCAACGCUGCUCCUUCCCAGAAUUCAGUGCUCCCAUCCACACAGCCGUAGUGCAUGUUCUCAGCUGCAGCGUCAACUAGUGGAAACCGACAGGGCAAGUUAACCCCC
Molecule: messenger RNA, 1558 nt
Organism: Megalops cyprinoides (Indo-Pacific tarpon)
Lineage: Eukaryota; Metazoa; Chordata; Actinopteri; Elopiformes; Megalopidae
Product: coiled-coil domain-containing protein 6-like
Exons: 9
Coding region: 128-1501 (457 amino acids)
Source: RefSeq, a predicted model, not a curated record